This is a messenger RNA of Fraxinus pennsylvanica, 1311 nucleotides long. The record is from the annotation of a GenBank genome assembly. NCBI's taxonomy places the organism in Eukaryota, Viridiplantae, Streptophyta, Magnoliopsida, Lamiales, Oleaceae.
AUGAAUAAAUAUUACGCGGAGUUCUUAGUGGUCUUCACUCCAGGAGUCAUGAAUAAUUAUUACGCUGAGUUCUCAGUAGAGCUGUCUCAUUUAGCUACAGCCAACACAAAUUCUUCGUCCGCCUCAAACACCACCAUUACCGAAGGAGACAACAUCACCAAGCCAAACUGCCCACGCCGAUGCGGAAAUCUGACAGUCCCAUACCCAUUCGGCAUCGGGAUAGGAAGCGGCUGUGCCAUCGGUGAGUGGUUUGAAGUCAACUGCAGCACCGCCUUCAAUCCCCCCCGGGCGUUCAUUGCACAGGGUAAUAUCCAAAUUUACAAUAUUUCCGAUAAUCAAAUGCGUGUUGCAAAUGUAGUGGCGAAAAAGUGCUAUGAUGAAUCCGGAGUCGUCGUGGACGAAAACACUGCGUGGACAAAUAUUACAAUGACACCAUUCAGUUUCUCAGAAUCCAACAAAUUCACCAUGAUCGGGUGCGAUGACUACGCUUACAUGAUGGGCGGCCAAGACAUCGAGAAUUUCACUAUUGGGUGUGAUUCUCAGUGUUACAGCACCGAAGCUGUACUGGACGGAUAUUGUUCCGGCAUUGGUUGCUGCCAAACACCGGUGCCAAAGAGCUUGAAGUACUACGAUAGCAGCGUGCAUAGUUUUAAUAAUCACUCAGGCAUCGUAUCAUUCAAUCCCUGCGGCUAUGCAUUUCUCGGCGAGCAGGAGAGUUUCACCUUCCGUGGCGUGGAAGAUUUUUUGGAUACCAAUUUCAAGGAGAGGAUCGAGAAAACUGUCCCCAUUGUUCUAGAUUGGGCACUCAGCAAAAGAACUUGUGACGAAGCUCAAUUUUCCUCGGACUAUGCUUGUAGAAAUAAUAGUUUCUGUGUUGAUACAAACAAUGGUCUUGGAGGUUAUCGUUGCAGCUGUAACGAAGGCUUCCGAGGAAAUCCUUAUCUCCACCCCGGCUGCGAAGACAUUGAUGAGUGCGCAGAUCCAAACAACAACAACUGUGAAAAGAUUUGCGUUAAUACACCUGGGGGUUUUAACUGUUCUUGUCCACACGGCUACUAUGGAGAUGGCUUUAAGGAUGGACGUGGUUGCAUUGCUUAUAACUCCAAAUUUCCUGUAAUCAAGUAUUCCUUAGGUAUUGGAUUUGGGUUCUUGACAUUAGUUAUUGCAAUAACUUAUCUUUAUACUGCUCCAAGCACCUCAAAUGACUUGUAUUCUAUUCAAAUGGGGCCUUAUACAAGCACUGGGGAUUUCUCUGGACAAUACAGCUCCGACAGUGCUCGUUUGAUGUUUCCUGUAAACAGCCCUCGGUGA